This is a messenger RNA of Coturnix japonica (Japanese quail), 15550 nucleotides long. NCBI's taxonomy places the organism in Eukaryota, Metazoa, Chordata, Aves, Galliformes, Phasianidae. The record is from RefSeq and is a predicted model, not a curated record.
AAGAAAAAGCCUGUCUUUGUUGAAAGGUCAGAGUCUUGCCUUCCAAGAAGAUGAAGGAGGAAUAAAUACAGCUGAAGUUCAGCUUAUUAUACAGAUGUACAGAUGGUCUGCAGAAUCGAGCCAUACCCAAGUUCGGGGAAUUGAGGUCAGAAAGGUCAGGUCUGUCCCCAUGUGAAGCAAUGCACCUGAAUUAUGCCACAGAAUAAUUAUUAAAUGAAAGAAAGUAGGAGCCUAGCUCAAAAUAGUGCCUAUGGUAAGCAUAUUAACUGUAUCCUGGAUAAUAUAUAACACAAUAUUAGUCAUCUUUCUUUAGGAUAUAAAUGCAAGCAAUUUUUUGAUCAUUCUACAUAUCUGCUGGGCAAAACAUAGUCACCCUUUCAGUCCUGAAAACAUCAUAACAUUUCCUUGGAAGUUUGCAUGGUACAUUACCCUUUACUCCAUGUUUCUGGGCAGAGAGAAAUUUCCUUUUGUUGAAAAUAACCCCCCCCCCCGCCAUAGGCCAAUGUGGUGUGUACAGCCUUUGUAUCCCAGGGCUGUUAUCUCCUGCUGUCACUGACCAAACUCUUGUGGCAUUCAGGAGGCAGUGAAAGUUCUCAUGUUGACUUUAGUGAGAGGAGGCUGAAUUCUUGAUCUUUCUUUAAAUCUAAGAACCCUUUUUUCUUCUGUUAAAGCAAUUAUUUGCUUGUAGAACUCUUUAAAUUGAGGCUGGAGUAACACAGUGCCAUGAGGGCUUUGAUGUGGAAAGUGAGUAAAUAUUACAUUUAGGACUUGGAUUAAGGUUUCAAGGAUGCCCCCUAAGCACAUUAAUGAUUUCUAAAGGUUGUUGCUUAUGCUGACUUCACUGUAAACGUUCUAAGUGAAGUAAGUGCCCACCAGCAGAUGGUGCUUCUGCCUGAGAAUUGCUUUCUUUCAUGAUGGUUGAAAGACCAUUUCCUCACUCACAUCAUUAUUAUAAAUGGUCCACUGAGUGGCAAAACAGUUGCUAUUACAUCAUAUGGGUUCUAUAUUUGAGAUAGUUCCUGUAUAUGCCUUUCUGUCCACUCAUCCUUUACCCCUAGUGCUGAUUAUGUUUGUAGCGCCUUUAAUUAAAUGGAGAGUUUCAGUUUUAAAAAGAAUCCUGUAAAAAGUGCUUAUUAAGCAGAUGUGGUAUCUGGCUACAGAAUUUCAGUGGUAGGAAAGACAGAGCAGAAUGAUGUUUAUUUUAGCUUGGGAUGCCUUCCUUGCUGCCUUCAGUUGAGACAUGUACAUUCAAAACUAGGCAGACAAGCUUUUUUUCUGCUGUUACCAUAGCAGUAAGUACACUGAAAUGAAGAUAUAGGACCCCUUUAAUUAGACAAUACAUUAUCAUGUUGCACAUAGGUGUCUUGAUACACUUCUCCUCCAGCAUUUAAGAUACCUCGAUGGUUGAUACAUCCAGUCCCAUGGUCCACGUGCCACUGUUUAUGCUUAGCAUAUUGUUGCAUGUGGCAGCAUAUAAACUCAGGUUAAGCCAGUACGAUGCCAGUUUUGGACUUGAAGGUUGUAGAUAACACUGAGCUUGUGGGCGACACUGGGAAUGGAGAAGGAUUGGUGGUAAUGUGAAUCUCUGCAAGUACAUGAGGUAUGGUUCUCCUUGCAGAAGAGCAAAAACCAGGAGUCUGAUUCAACGUUUUGAGUUGGAUUAUGGAACUACUCCUUGUCAUAGAGAUCACAGAAUCACAGAAUAGCUUGGGUAGGAAGGGACCUCAGUGAUCACCAAGUUCCAAAAUCUGCACUAGAUCACACAUUAGAUUAGGUUGUUCAGGGCCCCAUCCAACCUAGCCUUGGUACUGAGACCCAAACUUGCCCUCAGGCUGCUGUGCCCUGCUGCAUUCUAUGCAGCUGUGAACAUGUUCCUCUCAGCCAGGAGAUGCCAGGAUGAGGACAGUGUUACCCCAGUGAGAAGGUGAGAACUCUAAAUGGGUCAGGCAGGGUAAGGUAUCAAUACGAGAUGGAAAUAUCGUAAACUCAUUCUUACUUUAACCACAGCAAUCACACACUUGCACACAGAAAAAAGUGCAUACUCCAAUAAUGUUGGUCUGCAGACAUUCUUGAGUAUUAUGAAUAAUCUGAUUUGUUUUAGAAGUGAUGCGAUUGUUAUGAAAAUGGUAAUUUCUUCUCUUUCUCUCAUCUCAGAAAGGAUGAGAGAAACCCAGCAGUAGAUGUGCUAAAUUCAGCUUUUCUGAAGAGGCUGCUUUGAGGAACUGCUACGAAGGCCCAAAACUAAAAGAAGGAAGGACCAUAAAGCAUCCUUAUGAUUUUGAGGGGAUAAAUGUACAUUCCAUGCCGCAAUGAUUGCAGCCUGAUGAAUUGAUGAAGAUGCCAGAGUACGGUUUCUAGAAGACUGGACAUUAGCAGAUCCAAGAGGCCAAUUAAUCAGAUGGAAUCCAGUAAAAAGAUUACUCUCUUGUUCUCCAGAGGCUGCUGCAUGAACAAAAUAUAAACAUACAUAUAUCAGCUGAAAUCCCUCAGGCAGCUCACCCAGAAUAACCUUCUUUUGGAUCCACUCCAGCUCCAGGCAGAGGCUCUGAUUCAGGAAAUUCUUGCUGUCCGUGGUAGGUCUGAAACCACACCUGCGUUGCUUCCCAAAAGCAUUGUCUGUGGACCAGGCCUUGUGUGGUCACCCAUGGGAUGCCUACUAAUAUAGCUGUGUUUGCAUGGCUUUGGCUGCUUUGGGUACAGGCAUCACUGCUGCAAUAGGUCACUACGGGAGUACCUCCAAAUGGAGAUGCUUUCAGGCACACACUGACUGUGCUUUCUGCUGUGGGAAAGCUACUGGAGGCCUGCUUGGGAGGGAAAGAAGCGCUUUGAGGAUGGCUCCCAUGGCAACAAGAUAAGGCCUUACAGAGUAAGCGUGUGCAGCUCCCAGUGAGGAGUGAACCCUAAAUUGAAAGCAGAUGAGUGAAACAGGUGACUAAUACAGAUAAAGCCAGUGCUACUGGAAGGAUGGGGAGCCAUGAAGAGAGUGGGAAACAGCCAGAUGCCAUGUAUUUGGACCGUGACAUUGCACAGGAUAGUCUUGAGCUUGCCUUUACACUUAAGGCAGUGAUGACAGAGCAACUGGGACCAGUGACCACCCUGUUAUGUGAGGUCUGGCACCUCACAGAACAACAGCAUGGUUGAUGAUGGAAAACAUCUCUGGAGACUGUCUGAUCCAACCCCAUGCUCAAGCAUGGCCACACACAGCAAGUUGUCCAGGGCUGUGUCAGCUCUCUAACUAGCAGGAGACUCCAACAACCUCUCUGGGCAGCUCAUGCCAGUGCUCUAUCACCUACACAGUAGGUGAUGUUUAGACAGAACCUUCUAUGCUUCUGUUUGUACUCAUGCCUCUUGUCCUUGCACCAGACACCACUGAAAAGAGCAUGGCUCACUACUCUCUUCACCCUCCCUUCAACUACUUGUACACACUGAUGAAAUCAUCAUCCUGAGCCUUUUCUUCUCCGGGCUGAGCAGUUCCAACUCUCUCAGUGUUUCCCCACAGGUGAAACACUCCAGUCUAUUCACCAUUUCAGUGGCACUUAACUCUCUCCAGUGUGCCCACACCUGUCUUGUACUGUGGACCCCAGACCUGGACACAAUGCUCCAGGUAUAAGACAUGUGGUGCAGUACGGUGUCCUCAGGGUGCCACAUCCUCCUGCCCACCACCUUCCUGGGCGCCCUGCCCUGUAACCCCAGCCAGCCCAGGACUUCCAGUCCUGUCCUGUAGUUGUAAUGUGGUGAUGUGGUCAGCUGGCAGGGAUGAUGCAAGCAAUACUAUACAGAUAGUGUAAGCACUUGAUUGCCAGCAUGGUGAAAACACACACUUAUGAGUAGACUUUGCUUGCCUCUCUAGUAGCAUGAGUGCUUGCUUGGUGUGGGAGCUGAAGGUGGGCAGACUGCACAGCCAGUUCACAUAUCUGGAUUUCAGCCAUGUAAGUGAAUGGGUCCAAGGUCAAGAAAGGCUGAGAAAACAAGAAAUGUGACUAUGUGCAUGCAACACGCACCAGGUUGAAUGAGCAAUUAUUUCUUACCUCAUGUGCUGACUCACUUGUUUUCCUUCCCUGCCACUGGACUUGCAAUGAUCAGUUGUUAUUAAUUUUUAAAGCUCUUGGGGGGAUGUAGGGCCUCAAGAUAUGUUUUAGCUUAAGUGACCUCAAUAGAUUGUUAUGUGUAGAACACAGAUUUUUCUGGAAAAGUAAAUACCAGCUUAAUAUACCUUCCUUUGACAGUGAAGUCGGUGUAAUGAAAUGAUGAUAUGAUAUAGGGUUGCGUAGGGCGUUCACUCUGUUUUUCUAUUUUAGUAAAAUCUCCUGGCUUGGCCUUUGCUUCCCCUUUCAUUAUCACUCCAUGAGCAGUAUGAAUGGUGACAGAGCUUUAUUAAAGUCCCCAGUAUAACUAAAGAGAAUCUCUACUUGGCUGCAUCCAGGCAAACAGGUUGGGAAAAAUAAGCAGCAUUUUUUUUUUUUUUAAUAUGCAAUGGUGGAGUACAAGUAAAACCCAAAAUAUACAGUAGUUCUAGGCCUAACUUGACUUUUUCUUUUCAAAAAGCUGAGCUUGCCAGCAGGCUGCACAUAGGUCCAGUAGCCAUGUGGUGAUAGCAGAGCAUUUUAACAUGACCUUAGUUCACUGCUGUUCUCUUCCUGCCUGCAUAAUGAUAAUAAUAAUAAUAGGUUAACAUGGUACAGGCACUCAGUGCUGCAUGGACCCUGCCAAUAACAAAGCUGCUCAAGUGCAACAGGAUGAGAAGCAAAGCCCUCAGCUCUUUUCUUCAGUCUUCCUGGGGUGGGAGGCCAGCAGCAGUUCCAGUGAUGCUUGCCACUAGGUGCCUGGAUGGGAUGAAGCUCUGGUGCACUCCGUGGAAAAGUGCAUUGGAAGCUGAGCUUGCACUGAGGCUUCUGCACACAUAAAGUGGUGAGCUGAUCUCUGCAUUAAUUAAUAAUUAAACAUUAUGCUGGGCUCUAGAUGGAGAGCGAACAGGCAUGCUAUUGGGCAAGCACUUCAAUUCCCAUCUUCUGCCCCAUGCACCAGCUCCUGAGGAUACUGCUGGGAAGGUGUACUGCUCCAAAAGUGCUUCCUUGCAUGGCUGCAGGGAAUGGAGCAGCAUUACUGAGUGACCUGAGAGAUUUCCACAGGGAGCCAAUUCUGAGUAGAAGCAUUUUGUGUCUGUAGAAGGCAGGUCCUGUUCACUGGCCAAAUGUAUCUGGUAGGUGUGAGAUCAAGUGUGAGAUGAGGCAAGUCUUGGUAAUGCAAGGAAAUGCUUCUAGCAGUGCUUGAGAAGCUCCAGUGUGUCCUGUAAUUUUUAUGAUUUAAUCCUUGACUUCAGCCCUCUCUCUACUGAACAGCAUCAUUUAAAAUCAGGCCUUGAAAUACAUUCUUUCUAUAAGGAGCCUCAGCAACCCUCCUGGAGAAAUGGUUGAACUCUCCUGCCCCUGUGAAUCAGACCGUUUCUUUUGCUGAGGAGUUAUAAAAAACAGAUGAUUCACUCAUAUGAGCCACUUUUCAGCAACUAGUCCUUAAGUCUGUAGAUAUGCGAGUUAACAAAAUCAAGCCCUGCAGAAGGGGUUUUGACAGUAACUCCAGCUCCAGUUCAGGCCUUCCUUUCUGUGUUCUGUCCAAGUUCCAUACCAACUUCUGUGGACUUUAAUUGAGCCAGAGUGGAGAACCAUCUCAUUUAUAAACUGGGCUGCUCUGGAGAUGCAGCCCUUGGCAUCAGAUCUGGCCAAAGGAGCCACGCACCUGUGAGCUGAUCCACAUCUCAGCUGCGUUCUACACUGACAUCAUCAAGGGAGACACUGGCAAGUACCUCAAAAGCAGCAGGUUGUAAUCUCCUUUAAUUUUCAGAGGCUCUUUGAAAAGCUCUGACUGCUCCCUGUCCUCUUCAUGUUUACACGUUUACCUGGAGCUCCAUCAGGUCAAAGCACCAUUGCCCCAAAAGGAGGAAGUCUGAUGAGAGCAUCCUGGUGACAUCUACAGCCUUCCCUUUGUGUUCCGUGUUGUCUGCUGGACAGGCUUUCAGAAAGAUGACCUCAAAGAGGCUAAGGAGUGAAUCUCCAGAAGACAUUAGAAGCUAAAUAUCAGGCACGGCUCCUAGUGUUUGCUUUUUCAUUUAAAUGCUACAAGCAGGCAACACCUUCACAUAUCCUCUAAAACUUUUGCAAUAGCAACAUGUAAAACCAUAGCAACAAAGCUGCAUGAUUGCAAUCUCUUCCUGACCACAAUUUUUCCACCCCUGCCGUUUUUACUGGAGGAAGCAAUCCACUGCCUUGCAGGGUGGAAGGAUCUCGGUUGCUGUGCAGUCCUAGCACUAGACACAGUGCCCUGGCUUAUUCUUCCCAGCUGUUUUCUUUUAAGCUUUCAGGAUUGGAGGAGCUGAUUAAGCAUGAGUCCCUCAAUGCUGAAUGCAUCCCCAUUACAUAUACUCUUAUCUCAGAGACACAAUGGGUUUUCCUCUCAGCCUUGCUUAUGCUUGUGCUGCAUAAAAAAAUUUGUUUAAAAUUCACUUUCUUUUUGAAUAUUUUCCUCUCACUUUAGUUAUGACUCAGAGAUGUUAGUUUGCUUGAAUAUAUUUUUCUUUAUUCACACAGGACCAUUCCAGAUGGGCCAUUCCACUGUCUGCACUACUUUCACUCUUCUUAUACAAGGCAUUAAGAAAAGUGCACCCUAAUGUGGGUCUCUGAUGCGAGGAGAGAGUGAUCAUUAAACAGAUAUUAUAAUAUUUAGAGAUAACUUUUGCAAGCUAUGAUCAUUUUGGGGUGAUCUAAAGGCCAAAGCAAUAGCCAACAGUCCUCUUUAAAUAAUGGGCUUUGUGUAAACCUUUGCUCUGAAAUCAUUACAUUGGGUUUAGCUGUUAUUUCUCCAUGCCCCUCUGCAUGUGUGCAUGAACAGUUUACUCAGCUCUGGGUGUUCCUGCUGGAAAAGGGGUUGGGCCAGAUGGACCCAGAUGUCUCUUUCAGCCUCAGCCAUCCUGCAAUUCUGUGAUAACCUUCAGAAUCAGGAUCAUAGAAUGGCUUGGGUUGGUGGUGACCUUAAAUAUAAUCAAAUUCCAAACCCUCUGCUGUGGGCAGGGUUGCCACCCAUCAGAUCAGGCUGUUCAGGAGCCUCUGCUUUGGGCCAGUAUAUGCAAGCUCCCAUCUCACUAAGAGUUUUAACUUCCAGCUCUAACACAUAUAACUCCUCUGCUUUUAUUUAACUUUACCCUUUACCCUUAAUCCUUGACAUGGCUGGGACUUGAACCUAUGGCUUCUUUGUAAACUACCUUGAACCUGACCAAGGUGUUUCAACAACAAGGCUUCUUCUCUGCUGAACUGACAGGAACAGAAAUCCUGUGUGAAUGAAGGGAGUUAAUACUUUUUCAAACAUAUACUCAAAGUGCUAUAAUAGGUAUGACACACAACUAAGACUCAGGUUUUCACAGAAAGGCAGAAAAACACAAUCAUUGAAUCAAAAAAUGUAUUUGCCCUGGAGCAAAAAAAAGGCCCAAGAAAAUAGGCUAAGUCUGAAAACUGUAAACAUCACUCCCUGAAAGAUGGAAGAACAGUUACAUAAGAAACAAACAAUUGAAAAAAUGAUUACCUGGCUUUAAAAGAAACUCCAACCUAUACAGAGUGAGAUAUCAAAGCAGCUAGUAGUGCUGAAAGCCAUGCUCUUUGGUGAGAAAGAUGUACAAACCAGAACUCCCUUAUUCUGAGAAAGAAAACAGCAUCCACUGUGCUUUGAAUGAGUGCAGAAAGAGCAUUAAGUGAUAAUGAGUUUACUGGAAUGACAAACAGAAGCAGAAGGUGGAAAAUAGGUAGCUAGCAUCUACUGGCCCACUGCAGAGGCUCCUCACUAGAAUGUGAGGACCAGGGAAGAGAUCUAGAAGACAGGUGCAAGACAAGAGGUAAGGUAAAGAGGCAGUAAUUGCCAACAGUGUCAUGAGAAACCAGAAGAGAUGGAAAAUGUCCCAAUAUGUAUUAAAAGAACUGAUUAUAAAGGAAAAUCAAUGUAAAGAAAUAGUAAGUAUAUAUACAUAUAUAUAUACUUACUAUAUACAUGUAUAUAUAUGUAAGUAUAUAUAUGUAAGUAUUAAAUGUAAUCCUGAGUAAUUUUGAGAGAAAAGGCUCUGGCAGUCACAGUUAAAGAAAAACUAUAAUAACAUAAUGGCCUUGAUAGGUCUCUGUUUAACUUGGGUGAUCUUACAAAGAACAAUUUGAAAAGGAGCACACAGACUUAGGGAUAGAACCACUGAUUUCACAAAUGGUCUAUUAAGCUAAUGUAUAAGUAACAGGAGGAAUCUAGGAGGAAGGUACAAAGUUUGAUGCAGUGGGGAAAGUAAUGAAAUGCUAUCAGCACUUUUAAGUAUCAGUAUUUAACAAUACAGCAUAUCAGUAGCGAAAGAUUGAAAAGAUUGUGGGUUAAGGCUGUGUAUACAAAGGUUUGAGGUCUGAAAAAAGUGACUAACACAAUAUUAUGAUUUAGCCAGAAGAAAUGCUGAAGGAAAAUUACAUAGGUAAGUAUUAAAGGAUACUCAUAUCUCUUCAAUAAUGAUGCUUAACAACUAUAUUCUUUUGUUUCUAAGAAUUAAGCCUAUGCAGGCAUUCUUAGAAUUCAUGAACUAUAUAUAGUAAAUUGCAAGGUGAGACAAGGCAAGAGAAGGAAACAGUAAAACUGGCAUAUAAAUACAUCUAAAUCAGUAUUUAAAUACAUUAGCUGUUGAUUACAACUAAAGUGUAAGUUUUGAUGCUUUACUUCAAAGAAUGCAUAGAAACAAGCAAUGGAGAAUCAUCCAGAAGGUGACUGAGCAAACUUCUUUGAAGGGAAAUGUUCAAGCUCAUGGGACAAAGAUCCCAUUAAUGAUCACUGAACCACAGAAUAGCUUGAGUUGGAAGAGACCCCUAAAAGCCAUCUGGUCCACCUGCCCUGCAAUGAACAGGAACACCCACAGCUCCAUCAGGUGCUCAGAGUCCUGCCCAGGCUGACCCUGAGUGUCCCCAAGUACAGGGCAUUGACCACCUCUCUGGACAGUCUGUUCCACUGCCUCACUACACUUACUAUAAAAAUGUAUUCCUUAUAUCCAGUCUAAAUAUCCACUGUUUUAGACCUGAACUGUUAACCUUUGUCCUAUCACAGCAGGCACCGCUGAGUCUGUCCCCUAAUCUUGUGUUAAUCUUACUUCUCAUUUGGUUCAGUUCUCAUUUGGUUAACAACAGAGGAAGCAGUUAAUGUCUGCUUGACAACAUAUGCAACUUUUGUGUAUGUAUGUGUGUCUGCGUGUUUGUGCAAGCAUGUACGUGCAAGCAUUGGCCAAAUGAGACUGGCCAGGAACAGACAUCAGAAGAGGCUGGUUGAAGAGCCAAUCUAUUGGCAGCCCAGAGUAGUAGCUCCCAAGAUUCUCCUCUUGCAGCCUAACCUCCAGGGCUGUGGUUCCUCUUUCAAUCCUACAGCUCAGUUCAUGGCCCUGCAUUUGGGAGCUCCUCUAAUAGCAUGCUGGUGUCUCCAACUGCCUUCAAACAGCCAGGGCCAAGCAGAGCACAUCCCUAGCUAAGUAACAAAGGAGGCUGGACUUGCAGCCGUCUGUCUGGCUCUCAGAUUUCACCAAAGCAAACAGAAGCAGCUUGCCAGCUACCUUGACUUCGAGGGUCCCAGUAGAGGGCACGUGGGAAACUGCCAAAGAGAAGUAGGGGAUCAGAGAGGAGGCGUUGCCAGCAGCUCGCCUCCAUGCUGGGAGGUGUUUGUGUGCAGAAAACCAUCCAGAAGAAACGAUAGCAGUAACCAUGACAAUGUCAGCAGCAUGGCACUAGCGGGGCUUCCUCAGGGAUUAACACUUCCCAGUACCAUGAGCGUAUCUCCCUUUUUCUCAUGCAUUCUGUUGAUUCAGUGGUAGCCUGCGUUUGCUCUUAUCUUCCUCAAAGCAGAGCUGCUUGUGAAACCGCUUUCUCUGAGAACUGCUGAGGCAGAUCUACAUGUAAAAUGCAGAUAUCUUUUACAAAAGGGUCUGUCCCUUGUGCUUGUGGACCACUUUGUGGACACCUGGAGGGUUGGAACUUCAUGAUUCUUGAGGUCCCUUCCAACCCAGGUCAUUGAUUCUGUGACUCUGUGAUCUGCAUCUCCACCCACUGAAUGUCGCUACCAGAGCCAGGAACUACUCCUAACUAGAGCUGAAGUUGUCUCACUUCACUAAGCAUGUUGCUACUUCUAAGGUGUGACUCAGUGCUUUUCAGUUAGGUGUCAUCACGUACCGUUUGCUGGGAAAUAAAAUCAACAUUAGUUAAUUCUUCUCUCCCUCUUUUAUAAUACAGGUUUUUGUUUACUGCUCCAGAUCAUGGGUGAUGUACACAAACAGCAGAGUUCAGGGAUGCUGGCUGUGUUUGCAGACCUGCUUCUUGCAGUAUAGGCUGCAUGGUCACAGACAACCACAGUCCUGGUGAAAGAAAUGGAAAACCAAACAACAGGAGGAAACUAGGAGAAAGGCAGAGAAAGCUUAUGUUCUUUGUGUAUGGCAAAGGAUGGGGGAAACAUGAAACAAAGCAAGGAGGAAAACAAUAGAGAAAGAGAUAGAAGAUCCAUGUGGGCAACCGAAUAGGACUGAUAGAGCACAAAAUUCUUCCUUUUGGGUGCUAACAGCAUGGAAGACCUUCUACAGGGCCUGCUCAGCACUCAGUCUCUUGUGCUCAUGUCAACCAAGGAAAUUAUUCAUUAUUUUGGAGAGCACCCGUUUACUUUUCUUCUCUCUGUAAACCUCUAAAAAUGUUUAUCCUUAGCCCUACUGUGUUCUUUUACAACAUAUGAAUUUGCAGUAAUAAGAAUAAAUUAGAGCACUCGGCAUCGGACAGGAUGACUGAUGUAAGCUGUCAGCCGAUGUUUGACUUUCCAGGUGAGAUUAGAUUUAGCAUUUACCUUAAUAUAAACAGAAAGCGUGCAGCAGAAAGCACUUAAUUAACAGGCAAGUGCUCGAAACCUUGUGCAGGCUGGAGGCUACUUGAAGAGUAAGAUAGCUCUCUUGCUUUCAAGAGUAUCACAGUAUUAUCCGGUGGAGUUUCAAAAUCCUGAUUGUUACUGGCAGUCUCAUCACUGAAGGAGACAGCAAAGGUAAGUUUCUGUUGUUAAGACUUUAUUUUCUAUCAAAAAACCUACAGAUUUUUAUUUAUUAUUUCCCCACUGAAAGGAAAAGCAUAGAGAUUUUGCACAAAACACAAGUUUCAGGAGAGUCUGGGUUUCUGUUUUCUUACAGCUUGCUUGCUUUCAUUAGACUGCCUUUAUCCCAUAUGUUUGACUGUGUGGGUAUAAUUGUACAGAGAUCUACACGCAUGUGUACCCGUGUCCUUCUGUAUGUGAAUGCCUGUUCUGUGCAUGCUGAAAUCACAAGGCUAUUCCAAGAAACAAAGGAAGGUAGAUGAAUAUGUAUAACACCCCUUCCUGGUUGAAGAACAUUUUCUUUACUCUAGUCUCCAUCUCAAGAGGAAAAUCAGUGUGCCUGGAUGCCUGUAAUAUGUGUCAGAUAGGCCCACACUCACUGAACUUCAGGGAGGCAUACUUGACUUCCACAGACUGCAAAUGAUCUGAGUAAGGAGUUGGACCUCCUCGGGUCUCUAAACAUAUUGAAGCACUCUGAUACAGGGAUUCUCAGCUGGUCCAAAAUCAAUACGACACUUUUGCUAGUAGGUAUUAUUAUUUAAUCCUUAUAUGCAGACAAAAUUAACCAUUGUAAUCGUUAUAGUAUAGAUAUUUCAUUAAAAUACGUAUUGUGUUGUCUCUGGUAGUUGUAACUUGCAAGAAUGGCUGAAAUACGAAACUUCACGUGGGCAGUGGAAGAUAUUUUCAAGGAAACUUUCCUCACUUACAUGAAUGGCUGGAGGAAAAACAUGACAGAAGCAGCAAAUGAACUGCAAGCCAAGGUUGAUGCUGAAAACUUUGACUAUGUUAUCCUUUAUUUGAUGGUGAUGAUUGGAAUGUUUUCCUUCAUUAUCGUGGCAAUCUUGGUGAGUACUGUGAAAUCCAAGAGGCGAGAACACUCCAAAGACCCUUACCAUCAAUACAUCGUGGAGGACUGGGGCGAGAAGUAUAAAAGCCAGGUUCUGAAUCGAGAAGAUCUCAAGUGUGUGGUCCAUGAAAACUUUGGUGCAAGGGACAAAACAAGCCCUGGAUCACCCUGACGUUUCAGAAACAUCAGGGUUUCUGAAGAGGAAAUCAUGAAGCCACAUUUAGGGAACUCGCUCUAAUUAUAGACAGCUAAGAAAUUGUUCAGUAGAUUUACACAGGGUGAUCGCUGAAGAAAUCAGCAUCACUGUUUCCUCUGAGAACUCUGGCACAGCUGCUUUGAGGAACACCAAAGAAAAAUGCAUGACUGUUCUCUGCUUUGAAAUUCUGCUAUUCAGGAAAAUAAAGUCAUGGAGAGAAUAACUUGAAAUUUUUAGCAAUUCUUUGAAAUCCAGUAGCAGAUCUGGAUUACUGAACAGAAGACAUCAGAUGAACUGUAGGAGUUUUCAAGUGCUCAAAAGUGCUGAUUCAGAUCCAAACUGUAUGACAUAAGCCCAUCUUAAAAUAACAGGAAGCUGCACAAUAAAAUACCAAGCCCUCUAUCUAUUGAUUGAACAGUGUGUUAUGGUAUGAAUCACAGGAAGUAACCUAUAUCUACACAUGUUCAAGCCAAACUGUUAUUUUAAUGACCUGGCUCCCAUUUCAAUUUAAUUAUUCACUGGCUGCAAAGAAUGAUUCAUGGCCUUCUGAGGAGGCCUGUUUUAUCGUAAAAGUAUAGCCAGACUAUCAGUCUCAUCUAAGAGCAUGUCCUGGUUGUCCAGAGCAGCUUCUAGAGGGUCACCAUCUUUCUUGAAGUCCAUAGCUGUCCAAAUUGUCUCUUCUGCUGCUCCUCAGCUCUCCAGAUUGAUCUGUCUAUCUGGGAUGCAAGCUGGGUGAUAGGGAUUUCUUGCAUUCCUAUCUGUCAAGGCCCAUGCUCCUGCUAUGUGUCUUUCAGAGUAGGGGUUUCUAUGACCAACUAUCGAAGCUAUUCCAUUGCUGUGCUUCCUAAGGGUUUCCCAUGUUGGGUACUAGUAUCCAUCAGUCAGAAAACAGGUUCUAAAGAUGGUUUAUCUUCUCCUGUGCUGCGAAAGUACCAUGAUGCUGGAUGUCAGGGAAUAAUUAGAAGCAAAGACGGUACUACUUCUAGUAUUAAAAUGUGUUUCUUUUUGUAAUGCUCUAGGUUUAGCUUCUAUUCAUGUUACCAGACUUUAACUGCUCAAAGUUCUCAUUCUGGCUGUCAAUUGCGUGGGCUUCUUGAAUGCUUUCAGAGUUUUGUCUGAAACACUUCAGCCAUGUCUGUGACUGCUUUCCUGACAAUUUUGUUUUACUCAUAGUAAGAGGAAAUGAUGAAGAAAAGAGUUUCUUGGGAAGCUUUGACUUGUUUUGGAGCUUGGUCUUGUGAUAUGGCACAACAGCUAUUGUCAUGCUCCAGGACAUGCUCUUGUUAUGGCUCUGAUCCCCUCCAGGAGGAAGGACAUUCCUUACCAUUUACCCUUGAUGCUCGCAGGCUGUAAGGUAACAGUUAAUGUGCCCACCAAGCAGCUGGAGGGACUCUGGUAGCCAUCUGGCCCACAUGCUACAGCUAUGUUUCAGCCAUGGGAAGAGCAUCUUUAGACAUGGUAUGGCAGCAGGAACAGCCACAGUGAAUGUGUUCAUGAUGUGCCAACAUCAUGAACAGCUGCACCUGCUCAGGCUCUGCUCCCCACCAAAAACAAUAGGCAGCUUCCACUGCUGGCUGUGCUCUGAUCCUGGCUGCAUGCAGGCAUCUGUGACACUGAAAUGGGGGCAAGCACCCGAGUUGACUCUGCCCUUGGGACAUGCGGGCAAUGCCUUAGGUCAGUCAUGUCCAACCUGUGGCCCAACCCAGCCACCCCCUGCCCCAUGCCAUCAUGGUGCACAGCCAUCAUUUGACACCAGCCAAACAUGAGUGUGAGAUCAGUGCUGCCUGGGCUGAAACCAGGGCACAGGGAGGGCACAGUGCAGUGCUAACUCAAGUGAUGGCAAAUAAUUGUAUGCAUUUUGAUACACUGGUUACAAACAGCCCCAUGAAUGGUGAAAAAUAUGCAGCCAUGCUUUCUGUUUUGGUAAAGGAAGAGUAAAACUUCAUCAAAAAUCUCUGACAAACACUUGGAGAACUCGCUACAAAUUAAAACCACUGCUGUCAAACCAGACUGAUGUGUCAGUUUCACAAAAAUAAAUAUCCCACUAGUUUUAUGUUUUUGUUGCUCUCUCUUACGCUUUAAUAAAAGAAAUAAAUAAGUUUUGUGGCUUAGAUACAUUAUUACAUACAAGAACAGCUCCAAAAGCACUCCCUCCCAUUUUAUUAUGUUGGUCCACCAUGUCAGAGGUGGAUGGUGGUGGUGUGGCAGUAGAGGUUGGAUCUUCCCACCCAUAUUCUAUUACAUGCUUUGUCACGGGACUGACAGCUGAGAAUUUAUCAAACAGUGUUAUUAUGCUCUUUGUAUCCGUUGUGGUUCCCCUGGAAAUAAGUAGCAGGCUCUACUUCUGGAGCAGCCUAGAUAAAGUAUAUGAAGCCCAAGACAAAUCCACAGUCAGCACAGCCCAGGCAAGCCCAAAAGUUGCCCCAGUUCAGCUGAAAAGAGACAGCCCACAUAACACACUGUCUUAGAAUCAUAGAACAGAAUCUUAGGAUUGCUCAGGUUGGAAAAGACCUUAAAGAUCAUCGAAUCCAACCACAACCCAACCAUGCUACCCUAACAACUCUCCGCUAAGUCAUGUCCCUGACCACCACAUCCAAAAGGUUUUUGAACACAUCCAAGGAUGGUGACUCAACCACCUCCCUGGGGAGCCCAUUCCAGUGCUUCCUGUAAAUAAGUUUUUCCUGAUAUCCAACCUAAACUUCCACUGGCUGCAGGCUCCCCGUCAUGUGGGGUGGUGCUGCCUUUGAAGCUGUUGUAGGGAACAGCCAUGAGAAAACGAAGGCGAAGCUUUCCACGGGGAGCUUCCGAAACUGAAGUGCUCUCUUGCAAUGUACACAUCCUAGCCAGGCGCUGCUGGGAGAUGUAGUUCUCCUUGCCGUCCCGCCCACAGCAAUGGCCGCCCGCUGAGAUGCUUCUGCCCCGGAUUGUGCCUUUAGAAGCGUGACACUCAUCGGUGCUGGGUGCAGCUUGCUUCAGGACAGGCAAUAUCAGCCUUCAGCCAAGAUGGUGGCAUUUAACUUGAAGGCUUUGGAGAAUUUCCCAUUGCUGAUGUACAUCUUGGCAGCUAAAACAUUGAUUCUUUGCUUGGCGUUUGCUGGAGUUAAAAUGUACCAGAGUAAAAAAAUUGAAGAAAAAUUGAAGAGGGAACGUGAAGAGAAAUUGAAAAGAGAAGCAGAGAAGAAGGGUGAUUAAAGAAUCUCUCAGAUUCUGUGACACUUGGCAGCUUGCUUGGAUUCCUUUCCUGGGAGAAUGAAGGCUUCCUGUAGAUGAAGGAUGUGCCAAAGGAGUAAAACCCUCCAGAGUAACAUUCACUUAAACUGUAUCUCAACUUUUUGUAUGUACAGCGAAAUAUCGAAGCUUCUAUUUAUGCAAUAAAGAAAACGUUUGUUUAAAAGUAA